AGUUCAGCGGGGUUGGAGUCGGAUUGCUUUGGGUGUUUUUCAUUUUGUGAGACGAGCGCGGGACGUAGUGGUUGUUAUUCGUCGGUAAUGCUCACCAUCCGGGCCUAUAUUUAACAUUUGAAUGAUAUCACUCAGCUAGGAAGGCGUUUUCUCCGCUGCAUGCACACACAGAGGAGGCUGCACUGCUCGCAACCGAGAAUAUGGACUUGCACAUAUUGGACCACAGGCUACGGGUCACCAGCAUAUCCAAGAACGGGCUGAUGAAUUUCACACACCCCCUGAUAAAACUGAUAUUUCUCCGGAACAGGACACGAUGUAAGUUUUUCAGUCUGACGGAGACACCAGAGAACUACACAGUUGUCCUUGAUGAGGAAGGAUUCAAAGAGCUCCAGCCCUCAGAGCACCUCCAGGUAGAAAGCUCCAUCUGGCUGCCACUCAAUGUGGUCUCCAACGGCAGCGCCUCCAGCAGCUCGCAGGCUGUUGGCGUGACCAAGAUCGCCAAAUCGGUCAUAGCCCCCCUGGCCCAGCAGCACGUUUCAGUUUUCAUGCUCUCCACUUAUCAGACUGACUUCAUCCUGGUGAAAGAGAAAGACCUGUCUGUAGUCAUCACCACUCUGGAGGAGGAGUUCAAUAUCUAUAAGGAGGUGGGAGGAGAGUCUGUCCCUGUGCAUUGCCAGGAUGUUUCCUGCGGCCUCCAGAAGAACGGCAAAGAAGCCAUCCAACCCACAGUUCACCCAGUGCUGAUCCCCCAGAACCACUUCUGUGUCAUGUCUCUGGACCCGGACACGCUGCCGUCCAUCGCCACCACACUCAUUGACGUGCUCUUUUAUUCCAGCAGUCCUAAAGAGGACACACAGUCAUCUCCCAGCCAGGACUUGGACUGUAUCAAGUUCUUCUCCUUCUCCCUCAUCGAUGGCUACAUCUCACUGGUGAUGGACACUGAAGCUCAGAGACAGUUUCCUGCUGACCUUCUCUUCACCAGCUCCUCCGGCGAGCUGUGGAGAAUGGUGCGUAUAGGGGGACAACCGCUGGGCUUCGAUGAAUGCGGUAUAGUUGCCCAGAUAUCUCAACCUCUUGCUGACAGCGACAUCUCUGCCUAUUACAUAAGCACCUUCAGCUUUGACCACGCUCUGGUCCCUGAGGAGGACAUAGUGAGUGUGACAGACAUGCUCCAGCAUCAGAGGAAAGAACCAGCCACCAGCUGAUUCCUGAAGGUUCCUAUUUGAGACCCCUCCCCUGCCCCCCUCACUACAGCUCCAGUGGCCAGGGGUGGCGGUAGGGGCGGCAGACCAGCAGGAAAAGGAGGCUAACUCUGUGCCUAGACUAGCACUGCGUCGCCAGCAGUAUUAACUUCUGUGAACUUGCCAUGAACACCAGAAGCACUUCUUUGUGGUGUGUACAUAUAGUUUGUCUGUGAGGCCUCCUGUCUUACCUUUCCGAGGCAGGAUGCACUGAGUCCUAGGAGGCCCACAAGCUCACAUGUGUACAUCAAAAUCUGCAUACAUACACACAUGAACACACACACACACACACACACACACACACACUUGUAUAUUCAAAUUUACAAGCACAAAGUCAGAUCUAUGAACAUGUAUGAUAGACUUUCCUUCUCUUUAAUACAGGACUUGAGAUCUCAUGGUGUAUGGUCUGAAGCUGAAUUGUUCAUAACAUUAUUUUGCUACAUACAGCAGAACACAUUCAUAUACAUUUCACCAGUGCUAUAAACACACAACUUAGUCUUCCAGUAAUGUUCAUAUCAUAACGCCAUUUGUGAAAACAACCUUUUUUUCCAAAUCAAAGGCCAUUUGCAAGAAUUGCAAUUGCAAACUGAAAGCGUGAAGCUUGAAAUGCAAGGUGGUUGUGUGAAUGUUGAUCUUACUAUAAUUUCCAUGCAAAAGAAAACUGAAAAGUUUUAUUUUUUGACAAUUUGAAUAUUGCAGGUAGUUCUAACAUAUUAAAGCUACUACACAUGCUGUCAAAGAGGACAGUAGGCUUGGUCAGUGUUUUUUAACGGUCAGACUUUUUCUUAAUCAUAGCAUCAUCCAAGGUCAAUAACACUAAGUCUUAUUUUUUGUUAUUUGCACAAUAGACAUUUAGUUUAGCUAAUAUCACUUAGAUGUUUUCUUUGGUACAACUACAUUUUGUACAAUUUAAAUAAGUAUUCUGUAAACAUUUGUAAUUUUUGUGCUGCUUCAUUCAAUAAAGAAUAUUGAAAAUA
Messenger RNA from Lates calcarifer (barramundi perch), 2218 nucleotides. It is a transcript of the gene castor1, whose product is annotated as cytosolic arginine sensor for mTORC1 subunit 1. Gene Ontology annotation, biological process: cellular response to L-arginine; negative regulation of TORC1 signaling. Gene Ontology annotation, molecular function: arginine binding. NCBI's taxonomy places the organism in Eukaryota, Metazoa, Chordata, Actinopteri, Centropomidae. The record is from RefSeq and is a predicted model, not a curated record. The transcript is spliced from 9 exons. Bases 201 to 1205 code for a protein of 334 amino acids. Gene Ontology annotation, cellular component: cytosol.